CCUACUCGCUGGCUCCUCCUCGCGCGCCUGGCUCUUCCCCCCUCCCCUCCUCGUCCUCGCGCGCGCCUUCUUCGCCUGCCUGCCUUCCUCCUCCUCCUCUUCCUCCUCCUCCUCUUCCCCCUCCCCCCGCGGCUCUCCCUCUCCCCCCCUCCCCACCCGCCUCCCUGUCAGUGCGGUGGCUGCGCUGGGAAACAUGGCGUCGGAGGGGAUGAUUUUAACGAACCACGACCACCAAAUCCGCGUGGGGGUCCUCACAGUGAGUGACAGUUGCUUCAGGAAUCUUGCAGAAGAUCGUAGUGGAAUAAACCUCAAAGACCUUGUCCAAGAUCCUUCAUUGUUAGGUGGGACUGUAUCUGCAUACAAGAUAGUGCCAGAUGAAAUAGAUGAAAUUAAGGAGACGCUUAUAGACUGGUGUGAUGAAAAGGAACUAAACUUGAUUCUAACAACUGGAGGAACAGGGUUUGCACCAAGGGAUGUCACACCAGAGAAAUUCCCAACAUUCCCAUUUUGUGGGCUCCAGAGAGGGGCUACUAAAGAAGUAAUAGAACGAGAGGCCCCAGGGAUGGCCUUGGCAAUGCUGAUGGGAUCUCUUAAUGUUACACCUCUGGGCAUGCUCUCUAGACCUGUAUGUGGAAUCAGAGGGAAGACUCUCAUAAUUAAUCUCCCAGGUAGCAAGAAAGGGUCACAGGAAUGUUUUCAGUUUAUACUGCCAGCCCUACCUCAUGCCAUUGACCUUUUGCGGGAUGCCAUUGUAAAAGUAAAAGAGGUGCAUGAUGAACUUGAAGAUCUACCUUCACCGCCACCACCUCUUUCUCCUCCUCCAACCAUCAGCCCACACAAGCAAACAGAAGACAAAGGUGUACAGUGUGAGGAAGAGGAGGAAGAGAAAAAAGAUAGUGGAGUUGCUUCAACAGAGGAUAGUUCCUCCUCUCAUAUAACUGCUGCAGCCAUUGCAGCUAAGAAGCAUCCAUCCUACAUCGGUUCUGCUGCUUUCAUGGCAUAUGGUGAACAUCCCAUUCCUGGUCUCAUCUGUUAUUCCCAUCACUCAGCAGGCAGUGCAGGAGAACCGAUUCCAGAUUCCAUCAUAUCUCGUGGUGUUCAGGUGCUUCCACGAGACACAGCUUCACUUAGCACUACCCCUUCAGAAUCUCCUCGUGCCCAGGCCACUUCUCGCCUCUCCACUGCUUCCUGUCCAACACCAAAACAAAUUAGACGCCCGGAUGAAAGCAAAGGAGUUGCUAGUAGAGUUGGAUCCCUCAAACUCCAUCGAAAGCUGGAGGAGCUCAGAGAUCACCUAGAAGGAAAUGUGAAAGGAUGCUCUCUCCGAGUAAAUGCUCGGCUCCCUUCGUGCUCAUCCACCUAUAGUGUUUCUGAGCUUCACUAUAAAUUGGAAGGGCUUAAAGAUGAACUCAGAAGGAAUAGAGGCUACGACUUGAGAGUCCAAUCCAGGUGCAGCAGUAAGGAGAACAUCCUCAGAGCCAGUCAUAGUGCUGUAGACAUCACAAAGGUAGCAAGAAGACACCGUAUGUCUCCAUUUCCAUUGACAUCUAUGGACAAAGCCUUCAUCACAGUGCUGGAGAUGACCCCAGUGCUUGGAACAGAAAUAAUAAAUUAUCGAGAUGGAAUGGGCAGAGUCCUUGCUCAAGAAGUUUAUGCAAAAGACAACCUACCACCCUUCCCAGCUUCAGUAAAAGAUGGCUAUGCUGUCAGAGCUGCUGAUGGACCUGGGGAUCGUUUCAUCAUUGGGGAAUCCCAAGCUGGUGAGCAACCUACUCAGACAGUAAUGCCUGGUCAGGUAAUGCGAGUUACAACUGGUGCUCCAAUACCCUGUGGUGCUGAUGCUGUGGUGCAAGUGGAAGACACAGAACUCAUCAGGGAAUCAGAUGAUGGCACUGAAGAACUUGAGGUACGCAUUCUGGUGCAGGCUCGACCAGGUCAAGAUAUCAGACCUAUAGGACAUGACAUUAAAAGAGGUGAAUGCGUUCUGGCCAAGGGAACCCACAUGGGUCCAUCAGAGAUAGGCCUCCUAGCAACUGUUGGAGUAACAGAAGUGGAAGUUAACAAGUUUCCAGUAGUUGCAGUAAUGUCAACAGGGAAUGAACUAUUGAAUCCAGAAGAUGACCUCUUACCAGGAAAGAUCAGAGACAGUAAUCGUUCGACUCUUCUAGCAACAAUUCAAGAACAUGGAUAUCCAACAAUCAACUUAGGGAUUGUGGGAGAUAAUCCGGAUGAUUUACUAAAUGCCUUGAAUGAGGGAAUCAGUCGUGCUGAUGUCAUCAUUACAUCAGGGGGGGUGUCCAUGGGGGAAAAGGACUAUCUCAAACAGGUGCUGGAUAUUGAUCUUCAUGCUCAAAUUCACUUUGGCAGGGUUUUUAUGAAACCAGGGUUGCCAACUACCUUUGCAACUUUGGAUAAUGAUGGUAUACGAAAAAUAAUAUUUGCACUCCCAGGGAAUCCUGUAUCAGCUGUUGUUACCUGCAAUCUCUUUGUUGUCCCAGCACUGAGGAAGAUGCAGGGAAUCCUGGAUCCUCGUCCUACUAUCAUAAAAGCCAGGUUAUCAUGUGAUGUGAAAUUGGACCCUCGUCCAGAAUAUCAUCGGUGCAUACUGACUUGGCAUCACCAAGAACCACUGCCUUGGGCACAAAGUACAGGGAAUCAGAUGAGCAGUCGUCUGAUGAGUAUGCGCAGUGCCAAUGGACUGUUGAUGCUACCUCCAAAGACAGAGCAGUAUGUGGAACUUCAUAAGGGCGAGGUGGUUGACGUCAUGGUUAUUGGAAGACUAUGAUGUCAUCAGCAAGAGAGAAGUUUUGAUGCAUGUCCACAUAUCAUUGACUGUAUCCUGUAAUAUGCAACGGCACAGCUAGUUUUUCUGAUUUGGAUAAAAGUUGAUCAGUAUAGUCAACACCUUGAACUAUAUUUCAAAUGGAUUUAAAUAAAUACCUUUUAAAAAACUUUAAAAACAAAUCUUAAAGAAAUCUAUUCUGAUUAUAUCAAAGCAACUUUUUCCUUUCUUGCAAUUGCUUUGUGUGUUCAAUGCUAGUUCCAAUAGCGGUAGCUUUUAGUAGACAGCAGUAGGUGCCUGCAAAACUUGUGUUUUUUCUCAUCUUUAAGAUACAACUACUUAUGCUCUUAAAACAAGGCUGUCUGCUUAUUUAUACUAGUGUAGACAACACUUGGAUUUCCCUUAUUAGUAUGCUUCAUAACCGCUUCACAGAGAGCUUCUGCUUGUUCUUUAUCGUAUCUCGUGUUGAUGUGCACAGUGCCAAAAGCCGAGUGGUUGAACUGGGAACCCGACCAAGCCCCGAGGUUUUCCUCCCUUUGCUGCGCGUUCAGGGAUAUCUGUCAUCCCAGCAGCCACCCAGCUCAGUACUCUUGGGCAGUAACUGGAUACCUUUUGUUUAAACAAACAACAAAAAUUGCUUCCUUAAGUGCUGACAGCCUUUUUAACCAAUACAUUUAAAAAUGUACAGAAUUAAAAUCUAAAAAAAUCAAAGACUGAUCUUGUACAGAUAUUAGUGUUACCAGCAUUCAUGUGGAAUUUAAAGGAGAAAAGAGAUAAAACUAAUGUUAAACAACUCUGUACCAUAACAUUUUCUGUAAUGAUACUGAAACUUAAAUGAAUAAAAAAAUUCCUGGAUCAUUAUUUAAAA
Molecule: messenger RNA, 3650 nt
Organism: Anolis carolinensis (green anole)
Lineage: Eukaryota; Metazoa; Chordata; Lepidosauria; Squamata; Anolidae
Gene: gphn
Product: gephyrin
Exons: 28
Coding region: 194-2785 (863 amino acids)
Biological process (GO): molybdenum incorporation into molybdenum-molybdopterin complex; Mo-molybdopterin cofactor biosynthetic process; postsynaptic neurotransmitter receptor diffusion trapping
Cellular component (GO): dendrite; postsynaptic membrane; postsynaptic specialization
Molecular function (GO): molybdopterin molybdotransferase activity
Source: RefSeq, a predicted model, not a curated record